AUGGAUGGUGCGCGCGUGCUAGGGGCUGGAUUUCUUCCUCCACCUUCUCUCCGGGCGGCGGCGGCUGCGGCUUGCUGCCCAGGCCUUAAGCUGAACGGGACCGAAGCCGGGGGACGCCUCGCCAAGCUCGGGGACCGAGCGGCCGCGCGCUCGGGAGCCCCAGGAGGAACGGCCGGGGCAUUGGACACGCUCCCAGCCCACAGGAAGGCCCGGGUCCGGAGAGAUCGGCACCCGGAGAAGGGGGGCGGGGAGUGCCGGAAUGGAAAGGAAUUUACUGGGAAUUUCCUGAUUCCGCCCCCGGCCCCGCCCCGCGCGGCACGACCCGGCGGACCCCUGCCCUGCCGGAGCCAGGUUUCUGGCAAGCCAUCGGCGCUCCGAAGCCGCACAGCUUUCCCGCCUCGCCGCGGGCUCCUUUGCCGCCCUCCCUUGGGCUCAGGGUCUCAGUCGCUCAGCUCCCCGGGUUCCGCUGCGGGUUCCCGCGGGCUGGCAGGGCCGAGCUAUCCUUAUACACACCUGGGCAGCACCCUAAUAGCUCUGAGCGAUCUACCUAUUCCACGCCCCCUCAACACACACCGCAGACCCGAUGGAGAAACUGAACUUCGGAGAGAUGAGCGUAAAAGGGGGACUUAUCGGGUUCUCAGAGCUCCACAAGCCAACCUUGUAACCUUAUGCCUGACAAACAAAGCCUUAUUGUUAUUGGAGGAAGGAGGGCAAGACCGAAGAAACACCUUUAGGUUGGUGGAGCCUGCCUGCUCCUCCUCCCUCAGGCCUAGAAAGAGGCGGAUCCCCCCAGUGGGCUCCCCCGAGAGCUCCAGGGCUGAAGAACAGGAGCCAGGGGCCUCCAGGAGCAUCUGCACAGAGUAGUGUUUGAUCCGUGUGUGCCCCUGAAGGAUGGCUGGGUGUACUGGGAAAAUUCAACUGACAGUUCAGAGGUGACUGAAGGAGUUAGAAAGGGCCAUGAAUUGGGUUACCUGAAAGGCCAACAGAUGGGAAAGUUGGAAAAAGUGCCUGUGACUCCCAGGGGAGCCAGCUGAUGCUGUGGGAAGCAGAUAUGGGUGACGUGUCACUCCCUGCACCAUUAGUCCAUCUCGCACAUUUAUAAAAGUGUCCCCGGUCAGCACUGUGCCCUCCACAAGUCCCUGGCUGACGAAGCACUGCUUCUGAGCCAUGGAGACAGCAGAUUUAUAGACUGUUUUAUAUCCACUUGUAAACUAUGGCUCUAAACCUGAUAUUGAGGGUAAUGAUGGUGCGGUAGCCAUUCAUUCUCUCAAUAAAUAUUUGUGGAGCCCCAUCCAUGUGUCAGGAGAUGUGCUAGAUGUUAUGUAUCUAGAGAUGAAAAAGACACACUCCUUGCCCCUGGCAGUCCAGCAGAGACACACAGAAAUAAAAAUAUACUGCAAGGAGAUAGAUAGUUCCCCAGCCAGGGGACUGUAGAGGUAGAGAGGAUGAAUUUUGAACCCAGCAUAGGAAAGGAAGCUCCAGGUAUCACUUUUUGGAGGAGGGGAAAUUCAAGUGAGUCUUUAAGAACAAGAGUCAGCCAGACAAAGAGAAGAGUGGGAGAUUAUUCCAGGCAGAAGGAACAGUGUGAGCUAAUACAUGGGGGCAGGAAGCUGUAUGGUAUAAAAGGAAUGCUAGCGUUACAACAUGGCUAGACCAGAAAUUCAAGGCCAGGAGGGGCAAGAGACAGGGCUGGAGAGGUGGACAGCAGCCAGACAGUGAAGGCCUUCUCUGCCACAUGAUGUGAGGGUCUGAGGGGAAUAAGGCUGGCUGGAAGCUGUGACAACCAGUUGCAAAGGAGUUGUAAUAAUCCAGGUAGUGCUGGAACCAGAAGUGCUCUAAGAAUGUCCAGAGUCAGCUGUCCAGUAAGCAGGUGAUGGCACAGCCCUGACUUGAGGGGAAACAGAAUCUGAGAGUCAUCUGACUAUGGAUAGCAUGGACACCAUGAGGGACUCCAGGGAGAAUGCCUCAGUGGAGCUAAGAGUGCCCAGCUGAACCCAGAGGAGCAGGACUUAGAAAGGAACUGUAAAGAACAAGGACCCCUGGGGGAGACAGGAAAUGGGCCACAGAAGCACAGGAAGCCUGGACAACAUGGUGUCAUGAAAAUCCAGAAGGAAACAUCCAAGUGAGGGACAUCGGCAACAUCAGAUAUGGCAGAAGAGCCUGGAAAGUAAGGCCUGAAAAGUUGUCUCUGAAAUCAUGCAGUAUGCGUACUUUGGUUUCUGAAUUUUUCACUAAGUUUAAUGUCUGUGAGAUUUGUUUAUGUUGUCGCUUGUAUCAGCAGUUGAUUUUUUUUGUUUGUUUUCUUCCUGUGUAGUAUUGCAUUGUAUAAGUAUAUGCUGAGUAAUUUACCUAC
Cervus elaphus (red deer) is the source of this 2353-nucleotide messenger RNA. RefSeq lists its product as uncharacterized. Bases 1 to 864 code for a protein of 287 amino acids. The record is from RefSeq and is a predicted model, not a curated record. The transcript is spliced from 3 exons. NCBI's taxonomy places the organism in Eukaryota, Metazoa, Chordata, Mammalia, Artiodactyla, Cervidae.